AUCGCCGAAUCAAAAUGUCCAUGCAUGGCGCGGAUAUGUCGCACGCAAGCACUUGGUAUUGCGGUUGCGCUGCCUAUAGCGUGACGCUUUCGGAAAGCGACGUAUUUUAUGACUUCAAAAAAUAUCCUUUUGACCAUAGUGCUUUGGUCCCUCACCGUGCAUACCGCUUCUUCAAAGUGCAAAGACAGCGGUAUAUAGUUUUAAAACAACUCAUAUAUUUAUUUGUUUUGCAGCUCUAGGUGGGGCUAAUAUACUACUCUAUACCGUACGGCCUAAAUUGAUUAAAUUUAAUCUUUUAACUGCGAGAAUAUUGAUUAUUAUUAUAGCGAAGGUCUGAAUGCUUCAAGGGGAAUAUUUAGCCUAGGAAGGCUUUCGUGGUCUGUGUGGUUCAUGUAGAUGUUUUUAUUGAGCCGAUGAAAGUUUUGAAAUCGUGCACGCUAUUUCUGCGUCAUGUUUACUUUUGCUUAGCAGCAACUAUAGUUUAGCAACAAAAUAUAGUAGCUAUGAAGCUACAAGCCUACGUCAAAAAAAUCGUCAAAGAAAGCCUUAUAGGUCUUUUUCUCAUCCAAAAUUCUCCGUAAUAUAGCCAAGCUUAUUUUGGUUGCUUUAGAAUCGAUUCGAACGUAUCGUAAUGAUAAUUGCAGAUUUCGUGACAAUUUGUGUUGACGGGGCAAAUUAUGUGUUGAAUAUUUAACGAACGGCAUAAUUACCUGACAAAGAAAUCUAAACAAAUAGUUGUCGCAAUUAACCCGUUGUAUAAACACACUGUGCAGUUCAUUUUGAAGCAAGCCGUCGACAAAGCAACUUCGAGACUCGAGCCAGAGAAGAAGCAAAGAACGUAGCACAAGAUUUGAGGAAUAAACUCACCAUGACAGCAUUCAGCGAAAAUGAAGAAGAUAACGGCGUUACUGUGAUGGACGCAGGUCAAUUUAUUGCACAAUCACGCGGUCCAGUUAUCAGUCCAACUUUAUCAUGUGCGCCUAUGAGUGUUCUGUGUAAGAGGAAGCGAACGGACGACGAUAUGUACGAGCAAAUUCAAAAGAAGAAGAGACGGCAUCGCACAGUAUUUACUCGCUAUCAGCUGGAACAGCUGGAGCUUGCCUAUCGUAUCUCGCAAUACCCAGACGUAGAGGCCAGAGAUUCGUUGGCAAAAAAAGUGGAUUUGGAGGAAGGCAGAGUGCAGGUGUGGUUCCAGAACCGUCGGGCCAAACAAAGACGUGAGGAACAACAAUGUAUUGCCGUCCAGGGAAAACCCUUAACAAAAUCACCAAUUGCAACUGAUGGCAAACCAAGGCUACACAAUGUUGAAUACCUUCCAUGGUCAUGCCAGAGUACGAUGUGCUAUCAACGGCCUACGGUACAGUAUACAUCACAACUGGAUAACCUGGUACCAAGAUGGACAAAUUUCUAUUCCUAUCCCGCAUCACUUUAUCAAGCAUACUAUAAACCCUCGAUUUCCUCGACAUCCCUUAUGGCGCCAACGUCAAAUUUUGCGAGUUAUAGAUGGCCUUUUGAACUUUGUCGGACAAAAUAGUGCCGUGAAGACUGAAGAAGCGAGAUUUUUAUCCGCCUUUGUUUUGUAAUGUGUAUAGAACAUUCACCUGCCAUUGCACCAUAAUAAUAAAUCAUUGCACCGAUGUGCAUUUUGCCAGAGUACAUCGUUGUUCCUGUCAGAAUUCUUUGAAAAAAGAGACUUAGUGCCGGUUUUCGAAAGACAAACGAACGUUAUAAUUAUUAGUUGCUCGCGAUGUAUUGUGGUAUAAUGUACAUUUUGCUAUCUUUUAGUUGUUCCAUUUGCACUUAUUCAGAAAGCACACUCACAUGUACCUCACUGAUUUAAAGGCAGAAUUAGUGCACCUCUCAAUUUUAGUGCACAGAUAUAUUUUUUAAUUAUUAAGCACCAAACCUUGAAUAGCGUUUCAUACAAACAUUUUUAUAUUGAUUUAAUAUGAGACAUAAUAUAACAUUUUGCAAAUUGCAUGCGCACUUCAACAAACUCUGUGACGUUAUUCAUUCUAUUCAGAGAAUAUAAAGACGUUAUAAUUUAUAAAUGAAAGCCUUGCACUGAUUGUAAUAAACUA
Dendronephthya gigantea is the source of this 2081-nucleotide messenger RNA. Its product is annotated as retinal homeobox protein Rx-A-like. Gene Ontology annotation, biological process: regulation of transcription by RNA polymerase II. Gene Ontology annotation, molecular function: DNA-binding transcription factor activity, RNA polymerase II-specific; RNA polymerase II transcription regulatory region sequence-specific DNA binding. The transcript has 3 exons. The record is from RefSeq and is a predicted model, not a curated record. Lineage: Eukaryota; Metazoa; Cnidaria; Anthozoa; Malacalcyonacea; Nephtheidae. The coding region runs from base 869 to 1534 and encodes 221 amino acids.